This is a messenger RNA of Aphanomyces astaci, 312 nucleotides long. RefSeq lists its product as hypothetical. The transcript has 3 exons. Lineage: Eukaryota; Oomycota; Saprolegniomycetes; Saprolegniales; Verrucalvaceae. The coding region runs from base 1 to 312 and encodes 103 amino acids. The record is from RefSeq and is a predicted model, not a curated record.
AUGGACCCGUCAGGUUUUUCAUCGCUGAAGUUUACACCGCACGCCACCCGACCUUCCACCGGCACUCAAGGGCUCGAAGGGUAUAAAGUGUCGUACACGUAUGCAUUCAAGCUCACGAUGACGAAAUCGGCCAACGUUGGUCUCGUCCACCAACGUCAACUCGAGUUCAAGGACACGAUUGAGGCAUCCAAGACGAGCAGCCACAUCGACAAACGACGGCAACAUGAAACGUCCGUGGCGCCGCCGACGCCAGCGCGCCACAACCAGUCUGGUCAUGUCAGGCUGGCAUACCACGGCGUUCGACAUGCGUGA